Octopus sinensis (East Asian common octopus) is the source of this 681-nucleotide messenger RNA. RefSeq names its product migration and invasion enhancer 1-like. The transcript is spliced from 4 exons. The record is from RefSeq and is a predicted model, not a curated record. The coding region runs from base 166 to 402 and encodes 78 amino acids. NCBI's taxonomy places the organism in Eukaryota, Metazoa, Mollusca, Cephalopoda, Octopoda, Octopodidae.
UCUUCUGUGUCACAAACAGAAAAAUCUUCUGCGUCACGAACAGAAAAAUCUUCUGUGUCACAACCAGAAAGAUCUUCUGUGUCACAACGAGAAAGAUCUUCUAUGUCAGAGAAACACCUUCGUGUGGAAAUUGAAUACUGCCAAUCCUGAGGGGGUUGGAAACGGAUGGAAUCACUUCGUAAAGCCAUUUACAGAGAGUUUCCUGAAGCCAGAGUAAUGGAUACUGUUAGCAAGAAACGUGGUGCCUUUGAAAUUAGUAUCAAUGGAAAAUUGGUUUUCUCUCAUCUUGAGAGUUGUUGUUACCCCGAAUCUGAAACGGUUGUGGCUUUGUUACAUGAUGUGCAAGAUGGCAAGAAACCCCCUGUAGUUGAGCGAUCUAAUUCCAGGUGCACAAUUCUAUAAUUCUGAUUUGUUUACUAGAAACUGCUGCAAUUAUGUUACACUUUAAACUCUGAGAUUAAAUUUGAUUCUUUCUUCCGAAACUAAUAUACUAAAUUAAUAUAUGCUAGAGGUCUUGACUAUCGUACUUCUUUCUAAAUUCUCAUGGCACAAACACACAUAUAAUGUAAGUAUAUAUAUAUAUAGGUGUGUGUAUGUAUAUAUAGGUGUGUGUAUGUAUAUAUAGGUGUGUGUGGGUAUAUAUAGGUGUGCGUGUGUAUGUAUAUAUAGGUGUGUGUGUGU